AACACCAUGGCCAUCGAAAUGCAACAAAUCAUCGAGUUGAUCCUUGCGAUCUUCCUUCCACCACUCGCCAUCUUCAUCCACGGAAACGACUGCAACAUGCACGUCGCUGUGAACAUCAUCCUGUGCUUCUUCUUCUUCGUGCCAGCCGUCAUCCACGCUCUCUGGUACUGCUUCUUCAGAGCUUAGAUCAAUCGCCCCUCGCGAAGAUCACUGCCAUGCCGAUAAUCAACGCACCAAAAAAAAAUCACAUGCAUAUUGUAUCUGCGCCCGCAUUCACCAUUUUUCAAAGUUGCCUUAAGUUACAAUUUUUCUCCCCUCGAAUUUUAUGAAUGGCGUUUUUUUCAUUGCUUCUGUUUUCCUAUGAUUCUUGUUAAAAUUGAAAACUGUUCAAAAUAAACAACAAUAAAUAAAUAAAAAAUCAA
This is a messenger RNA of Caenorhabditis elegans, 422 nucleotides long. It is a transcript of the gene pmpl-1, whose product is annotated as UPF0057 membrane protein F47B7.1. The transcript is spliced from 2 exons. NCBI's taxonomy places the organism in Eukaryota, Metazoa, Nematoda, Chromadorea, Rhabditida, Rhabditidae. The coding region runs from base 7 to 186 and encodes 59 amino acids. Gene Ontology annotation, cellular component: membrane. The record is from RefSeq and is marked reviewed.